Molecule: messenger RNA, 931 nt
Organism: Phasianus colchicus (ring-necked pheasant)
Lineage: Eukaryota; Metazoa; Chordata; Aves; Galliformes; Phasianidae
Gene: PRL
Product: prolactin
Biological process (GO): positive regulation of receptor signaling pathway via JAK-STAT; positive regulation of cell population proliferation; response to nutrient levels
Cellular component (GO): extracellular region
Molecular function (GO): hormone activity
Source: RefSeq, a predicted model, not a curated record
CAUGAGCAACACAGGGGCUUCACUGAAAGGUUUGUUGCUGGCGGUUCUUCUGGUGUCCAACAUGCUUCUGACCAAGGAAGGAGUGACCUCCUUGCCAAUCUGCUCCAGUGGAUCUGGCAACUGCCAAGUUUCCCUUGGGGAACUUUUUGAUCGGGCAGUUAGACUUUCACACUCCCUACACUUCCUCUCUUCAGAAAUAUUCAAUGAAUUUGAUGAACGCUAUGCUCAAGGUCGGGGUUUCAUUGCAAAAGCUGUUAAUGGCUGCCACACUGCCUCCUUAACCACUCCUGAAGAUAAGGAGCAAACUCAGCAGAUUCAUCACGAAGAGCUACUGAAUUUGAUACUGGGAGUGCUGCGUUCCUGGAAUGAUCCCCUGAUCCAUCUGGCCUCCGAAGUGCAAAGAAUCAAAGAAGCUCCAGACACCAUCCUCUGGAAGGCUGUAGAGAUUGAAGAGCAAAACAAGAGGCUUCUAGAAGGAAUGGAGAAAAUAGUUGGGCGGAUUCAUUCUGGAGAUGCUGGAAAUGAAGUUUUCUCUCAGUGGAACGGCCUUCCAUCCCUGCAACUCGCUGAUGAGGACUCCAGACUCUUUGCUUUUUACAACCUGCUGCAUUGCCUCCGCAGAGAUUCCCACAAAAUCGACAACUAUCUUAAAGUUUUGAAGUGCCGCCUAAUCCACGAUAACAAUUGCUAAGUACCUCUGGGUACAGCCGCGUAACUCGCUGCAACCAUUCAUCAUGGUGUUCUUGUUGCUUUGCCACUUUUCAUUGCGAACUUUAUGAAAAGCCACAUUGCACAGCACCAGGAUCAUCAGUAACUUUCAGGAGUGCUUGUGUGAAUUCUGCCUGCAAUUAUUAGUGCCAUUUAUCUUAGUGUUUAAAAUGCUGUAAGUCACUUGUGUAACAAGAAUAAACUUCUCUGCCUAAUUUCCUCA